Messenger RNA from Aspergillus pseudonomiae, 1799 nucleotides. Its product is annotated as phosphopantothenate--cysteine ligase CAB2. Gene Ontology annotation, cellular component: cytoplasm; nucleus. NCBI's taxonomy places the organism in Eukaryota, Fungi, Ascomycota, Eurotiomycetes, Eurotiales, Aspergillaceae. The transcript is spliced from 2 exons. The coding region runs from base 405 to 1625 and encodes 406 amino acids. Gene Ontology annotation, biological process: coenzyme A biosynthetic process. The record is from RefSeq and is a predicted model, not a curated record. Gene Ontology annotation, molecular function: phosphopantothenate--cysteine ligase activity.
AGAAAUCAGCAUCACAUCAAGCCAUACUUUCACUAUAUAUUCCCCUGGUGAAAACCCCGUGGCUUUUGGUACGAUCCGAAAGAACAUUGCCGUAGUGGUGGGAUUGAGCCCUUUUGGUAUCACGUCAGACCGAGGCACCUACAGUUUCCGGAGGACUAAUUCCAGAGUACCAAGUAGCAUUCCAGAUAAGGCCCAGCUUCCUCUGUUCGUGACUCAAUUGUUUCUUUUUGUUUGUUUGUUUAUGUGCAUAAUAUCCCUCACAGCCGAGAAUUUUACAUGCCACCUCUUUCAAUUCACCUGAAAAUCCCUAUUGUUUGAAAAAUGACACCGUUCUGACACCGCCGUUAGCAACGUCAUACCCGAAAAAUAAGGCCCGGUAGCCGCGGUCUUGAUUACCUUGCAACAUGGCCUCUGCUCCCACACAUGAAAUGACUCCUGCCGAAGCAGAGUCAGUCUACUUCAACAAUUAUCCUCCGCCAAAAGCUCUCCCAAAACACGAGGCCCUCGCUCGAGCUUUCAUCAAUUACCAUGUCGAGGACAACAGGCGUCUCGUUCUCGUAACGUCGGGAGGCACAACGGUCCCUCUGGAGAACCAGACCGUUCGCUUCAUCGACAACUUCUCCGCCGGAACAAGAGGUGCCACGAGUGCCGAGUACUUCCUCGAAGCGGGAUACGCCGUGAUUUUCCUGCAUCGUCAAUUCAGUUUACUGCCCUAUUCUCGUCAUUACAGCCACUCGACCAAUUGCUUCCUAGACUUCAUGGACGAAGCGCCCCCCGCCAGUAACGCGGAAUCUGAUCACGGGCGUAUCGUGGUCCACAGCGAAUACCAGGACCAGAUGCGAGAUGUGUUGAGGAAAUAUCGGUAUGCGAAGAAACAUAACCGCUUGCUCCUGCUCCCGUUCACCACCGUAUCUGAAUAUCUGUUUGAAUUGCGAUCGUUGGCCACAUUGAUGAAACCCCUGGGGCCCAAUGCCCUCUUCUACCUCGCCGCGGCGGUUAGCGACUUCUUCAUCCCGAGCGAUCGGAUGUCAGAGCAUAAGAUCCAGUCCUCUGAGUUGCCUAAGAACUUGAACAACGAGGAAGCCAUUGACCCGUCAGACAUUUACACGGGCGGAAUCCCCCAGGAGACCCAGCCACCCACCCACAGCAAAAAGCUGAUCAUCGACUUGGACCCUGUGCCGAAAUUCUUGCAUCAGCUGGUGGACGGGUGGGCACCCGACGGAAGUAUGGUAGUCUCAUUCAAGCUCGAGACUGAUCCCAAUUUGCUUGUGUACAAAGCACGGACGGCACUCCAACGGUAUGCGCAUCAUCUGGUGAUAGGCAACCUGCUGUCGACACGGAAGUGGGAGGUGGUGUUUGUCACCCCUGAAGCCCCUUAUGAGCGCUGGAUUCGGGUACCAAAGUCUAAGCGCAGCAAGAGUAUUUCUGGAGCAGAAGAGCAGGUGGGACUGGCCGAGGCAAAGACAGCGGGGGGCGCAGCGGCCCCAAAGAACGGGGAAACCGGUGGGGACUAUGCACAGGGGCAAGACAGCAGCCACGAGGGCAUGGAGAUUGAAGCGCUGAUCAUCCCUGAGCUAGUCAAGCUGCACUCGAACAUGAUCGCGAAACAUGGUACCCAGGCUUAGUUGAUAUAGCCAUGUAUGUACCAUGUGCCUCCUGUACAGUAUGCACUGUACCUGCAUGGGGAGGUUUAAUCUAUUAGACUGAUAUCUUGCAUUAUUUUUCGUUCAUAAUUUAUGUCCAUUAUUUAAAGUAGGAACCAAGUUAAAUUAAUUUUGUCGAUAUGACGCCCUUCAGAU